Messenger RNA from Leucoraja erinaceus (little skate), 3161 nucleotides. RefSeq names its product ankyrin repeat domain 34C (gene ankrd34c). The transcript is spliced from 2 exons. The coding region runs from base 306 to 1988 and encodes 560 amino acids. NCBI's taxonomy places the organism in Eukaryota, Metazoa, Chordata, Chondrichthyes, Rajiformes, Rajidae. The record is from RefSeq and is a predicted model, not a curated record. Gene Ontology annotation, molecular function: protein binding.
CAGCACAAGCCAAAACAACGCUGUCCAGACCCGCGAGGGGCAACACCACCGGCAGGUCUCACCUGCAAGAUUCCACUCAUCACCUCCCGUUUCAACAUGUAAAUAAAAUCCUCUACCUGCCGGAGCUACGAUCGCAACCCUGCACACAUUGCUUUCCUCUCCUCUCCCCUCCCCGUGCUGCCGCAGUCGGGAAAUACAUCGACUUCUUGAUGUUUUAUUUUUGGAUUAAAUAGCAACAUUGAACAAGGCUCUCAGCGAUUUCAACAGGCAGAGAGAGACACCAUGGUCUGUUCAACGCCUCAGCGAUGUCGAGCUCCGUCCCAACGCAUGUUCAAGUCCAUCAGGCUUCCAAAGGAUAUACAAUAAGAUCUCUUAUCAUGGAUGAUGCCACUGAACUACGGACCGAUGGGAAUUCCCUCCUAAAGGCUGUGUGGUUGGGGAGGUUGAGAUUAACCAGACUUUUAUUAGAAGGUGGAGCAUACAUUAAUGAAAGCAAUGAAAGGGGAGAGACAGCUCUAAUGGUGGCUUGUAUGACCAGGCAUGUAGAUCAGCAGAGUGUGAGCAAAGCCAAGAUGAUCAAAUAUCUGCUAGAAAAUCAGGCAGACCCAAACAUUCAAGAUAAGUCUGGUAAAACAGCAUUAAUGUAUGCCUGUAUUGAGAGGGCUGGAGAAGAAGCUGUAUCCUUGCUGCUGACCAAUGGAGCUGAUCCAAGCCUGGAGGAUCAUUCUGGUGCAUCAGCGUUGGUUUAUGCCAUCAACACAGAUGACAAAGAGGUCCUUAAAUGUCUGCUGAAUGCCUGCAAAGCUAAAGGGAAAGAAGUCAUAAUAAUAACUACUGAUAAAUCUCCUUCUGGUACAAAAACAACCAAGCAGUAUCUAAAUGUUCCACCAUCACCAGAGUUGGAAGAGAGACAUAUGCCUCUGUGUAUGUCCCCAUCCGAUAUUGAGCUCAAGACUUCUUUGACUCCAUCACCUACCAGUGAGCAGGAAGAUGAAAAAUCAUUUAACUUCCAGGUAAUCUCACAUCAAACUGGAAGUUACACUAGCAAACCACACAAUGAUCUUGGCUCUCCAACUAGAAAAGCCAAUCCAAAACGAAUUGGGACACGACUACCACAGUUAAAGAGGCUUCAGUCAGAGCCCUGGGGUUUGAUUGCUCCAUCUGUUCUUGCAGCAUCUGCUUACCAGGAGGAGAGCAAAAGGGUUAGUCCAGAUGAUGAGAUCAUGCAAGGAAUCAAUGGGUUGACUCUGCCCAAACGGACAACUUUGUCCAGGACCAACAGCAUAGAAAGUAAAGAUCCAUCUACGUUCCCAUUUGUAGGUGACUCAACUUCUAGAACUCCAUCCACAUCAGCACCAGUUUCCCGAAAACAGUCCUAUGAGAAGAACCAAGCUCAACAUCAGCCUUUAGCUAGAAGAAGCACGUUGCCCUCUGAGCAAGAUAGCGUCAGCAGCUUUGCUUCAACUGGCCAAGUGAGCUUGCGAGACACUGUUCACCGCAGAAGAUUGGGCAAUGACCAUUAUGAUUCAGACUCCCAACUUUAUUCAGAUUCAGUCACCACUCCUUUUGAUCCAAUAAAAAUUACUUUUGAAAGAAAGAAACAUAACACCUCUCCCUUGACCUUGUUGAAUAGCUCUCGUGAAUCAUUAGAUAGCAUCUCCAGCACAUCACCUAAUUCUGUUCGUCGCAGACCCCCAGGUCUCCUUGAAAGGAGAGGCUCUGGAACAUUACUUCUAGAUCACAUCUCUCACACAAGGCCAGGACAUCUGCCUCCACUGAAUGUCAAUCCCAAUCCACCCAUCCCUGACAUUGGCUGCAACAGCAAACCUUCAUCCCCUCUGACCAUGUGCUUGAAGUCUGUCGUUCCCAUGGCACCAUCUUCACCAAAGCGAAAUGACAUGAAAGCCAAGAGGAAGCUGGUGAGAAGACAUUCUAUGCAGGUGGAACAAAUGAAGCAGUUGUCGGAUUUUGAGGAGCUGAACACUUAGCAACACAUUGAUCUUAUCUUCAUUUUAUGGAUCUUUUGGAUAAGUAAGACUAAUUCCAGUUUAACAAGUACAAUGUUUUUCUUUAAAGUGAUUCAAUACAUCGAAUUGGGCUGGCUGGGUCACCUUGAUUAUAUGUGAUGGAUACAAACCAAUCAAAUCUUGUUCCGAAUAAGGAUGAAAUUCAAAUGUAUCGGGGUCAUGAAAUUAACAAUAAGGGCUUCUCAUAUAUACCAUAUGUGACAUUCUAUUAUAUUGAUUACAGAAGACACUGGUCAUUUCCCAUUAAGCACCUCAUUGUCUUUUGGUGCUGCAGUUGACACAAUAAUCAUAUUAGUUAUCAUCUGAAAACGAGUGUCAGUCUCCUGUUACAAACCACAUGGGAUAUUUAUUAAUAGUCCGCUAGCACUUCCAUUCUUUUGCCUGACCUUUACUUCAAUUGACUAUGGGGUCACCAGACAUUCCUUCCAUCGAUUGCAAGGGCACUGGUCUCUCACUCAAUGUAAAAAUAAACUGUAGGAGCUUCUACUUAUAUCCACAAAGCAUGAGUAUAACAAGGGAAACCUUGUUGGCAGGGAGGGGGGAGUUUAUAAAGGACAAUAAAAAAAUGGUAGAGAAAGUUAACAAAUACUUUGUGUCUUCCUUGAAGAUAGUUACAAACACAUCUCCUAAAGAACCAAGGGUCCCAUGCACAUAAGCAAAUAAAAAAUAGAUAUGAAUGAAGAAAUGAUUCCAGAGAAGUUAGUAAACUUUAAAAUUAAAAUAAAAGUAAGGACCUGCUCAUCCACCACAAAGGUUUGAAAAUGAUGACUGAAGAGACAAUAUAAACUUUGCUUAUCAUCUUUCAAGAUCUGACAAACUCUGUAAUGAUUCCUGCAGAAUAUAGUAGUAAAUGUGAUCCCCUUUCUUUAAGAAAUGAAUGAGAGAAAAUAAGGGAUUAAUGAUCUGUCAACCUGAUGUCAGCAGUAGAAAAUCUAUAAUUAAGGAUACGAGGAGGGGGGGAGGGGGAAGAAGAAAGCUAGAAGAGGUGAGAGGCAAAACAAAGUGGCAGGCUAUAGAUGGACACAGGUGAGGGGGGAUUUUGAUAGGCAGAUGAUUGGAACAAGGGCCAGAGAUAAAUGCAUGGGGUGUGCAACAGGGUUGGAGUUGUGAAUAGCAGAGCUAGAUGCAGGAAAC